UCCAUUCAAGAUGGACGACCCCUCGAGUCCUGAAAAGGUUGAUAUCCUCGGCGAAUUUAACCUUCUUCCCGCUAUUUUCGACAUCAUUAACUCAGUUCAAAAGACCGGAGACACACAAGAAAUGGUCAAGAAGGUCAAUAAUUUUAGAGCCAAGUUACAGCAUUGCCGUGAACUUCUAAACACCGUUCCAGGGCUGGACAUGAGCUGUGAAGAACAGAAAGCGUUGCUAGAAAAACACAAAAAAGAGCUCGAACGAAAGAGUGCUCUUGUUGUGAAAUAUAAAGACCUGCCUGUCUUCUCAGAAGCAAUUAUGAAGGAAAUGCUUUGACAUGAGGACUUGCGGCAAAUGUCUGUCCUUUUGGCCAUGAAGACAAAUUAAUAGCCAAAUAAGGCUCUAAAGGUUUACUCCAGUUUCAAGUUCUCUGUUCCUCAAGAUUAACUUCAACUUUGUGCAGAAUACUCUUGUGUUCCAGUGAAGAUUGAUAGAAUCUUGUGUUUGUAUUGUUGAAGUUGUGCAUUCCUUACUUUAUCAUUGGCAUUUGUGAAUAUUUAGACACUGAUACGAGGCUAGGUUUGAAUAAAUGAGUCUGUAAUCAUGGAACACAACAGUAAUUUGAAACUUGAAAAAGGUCUAUUGCAACUGAAGUCAACAUAAUGGCCCAGUGUCCGCCUAUAACAGGUAAUGAACACCUCAGGUAUAACCUAUUGGCAUGAUAUGAUAUCAUUUGACUACCACUACUAAAAUGCUUUGCAAUUUUUCUUAAUUAAUCAAACAUGUAUUUCCUUAUGAUAAAAGAAACACAAUUGGUGCCAACUAACUGAACAAAAGUUGAAAGUGUGUAAGGGAUUCUGGUAGCUUAAUAAAA
Actinia tenebrosa (Australian red waratah sea anemone) is the source of this 866-nucleotide messenger RNA. RefSeq names its product mediator of RNA polymerase II transcription subunit 9. NCBI's taxonomy places the organism in Eukaryota, Metazoa, Cnidaria, Anthozoa, Actiniaria, Actiniidae. Gene Ontology annotation, biological process: regulation of transcription by RNA polymerase II. Gene Ontology annotation, molecular function: transcription coregulator activity. The record is from RefSeq and is a predicted model, not a curated record. Gene Ontology annotation, cellular component: mediator complex.